Molecule: messenger RNA, 5818 nt
Organism: Polyodon spathula (Mississippi paddlefish)
Lineage: Eukaryota; Metazoa; Chordata; Actinopteri; Acipenseriformes; Polyodontidae
Product: peroxisome proliferator-activated receptor delta-like
Exons: 8
Coding region: 415-2139 (574 amino acids)
Biological process (GO): cell differentiation; negative regulation of transcription by RNA polymerase II; negative regulation of inflammatory response
Cellular component (GO): nucleus
Molecular function (GO): RNA polymerase II cis-regulatory region sequence-specific DNA binding; zinc ion binding; nuclear receptor activity
Source: RefSeq, a predicted model, not a curated record
CGUCACCUCAGCACGGCACGGCGUACGUGCGCGACAGCGGAGGUCCUGACAGAGACAGAGGAGGAAAACAAAACUUGGAGAUGGAAGUUUGUUCUGAAUUCAAAGAGCAUUCAUGAAGAUAUCCAGGCGGGCAGCCUGCGGUUAGCCGCGCAAAGAGAAAGGCGCCUGGUUCUGUGCUGGGAAGGCAACGUGGAUCUCUUCCAGCAGCCCGGGACGGAGAGGAGAAAAGCGAGUCGGGGGGGUGGGGGGUGUUUUUAAAAAGUGAAAAGAUGAAGCGUGUUUUCCCGGAGCGGCGGCGUGUGUGAUUAUCAAGAACAAGGAGCACAGAUCACUCCCCAAGCAACCCAAGAACGAGGGAGGAGAUUGAAGGGCUAUGACGACGGCCGGUCAGCGAUAGCGAGAGGACGCGCUGCCAUGGAACGGCUGCAGGACGGAGUUUCGGGAAUCGACGCUAAGGAUCAGGGGUUAGGGUUCGAGCCCCAGAGAGGAGGAGGAGGAGGAGGAGGAGAAGUGGUUGCUCUCCAGCAGAUCCAUCUCAAUAACGGGGAGUCAGCCCAGACACUGCCCUGGGAUGGGGAGUCCACAGUGGCAGGCAGCCCAGAGAAAAUAUUGCUCACUGCUAGAGCUGGGCUGGAGGAGGGCGCAAUACAAGGGGAGGUUUAUAUCCAGGAGGGAGGGGGGACUGAGAUUGUCUGUGACGAGACAGUGUUGGAAAUCUAUACCCUGGAGGUAGCAGAAACAGCUGACAUUAUUUCACAAGAUGCAGGAACUGAGGCUAGCUCUGAUGGGACAGUGCAUGCAGAGACCAGCAGGUCUCCACACCGGACAGUCAAUGGGACAGCUUGGGAACUGAGCCCAGGGCUGGAGGAGGACGGGACAGAACCCAACAACAAUAACCACGGAAGCACAGAACCAGAGAGCCUGGCGCCGUCCAGCAGCUACACAGAUCUGUCUCAGACCUCGUCUCCGUCGCUGUGUGAUCAGCUGAAGCUGGGCCGCGAGGAGCCUCCUGGCCCCGGGCUCAACGUUGAGUGUCGGAUCUGCGGGGACAAGGCCUCCGGUUUCCACUACGGGGUGCACGCCUGCGAGGGCUGCAAGGGUUUUUUCCGGCGGACGAUUCGUAUGAAGCUGGAGUACGAGCGCUGUGAGCGGACCUGCAAGAUCCAGAAGAAGAGCCGUAACAAGUGCCAGUACUGCCGCUUCCAGAAGUGCCUUGCCCUGGGCAUGUCCCACGACGCGAUCCGGUACGGCCGCAUGCCGGAAGCAGAAAAGAGGAAGCUGGUGGCCGGACUGCUGGCUGGGGAGACGAGCGUCCAGAACUCGGGGGGCUCGGACCUCAAGUCACUGGCCAAACACGUCUACAACGCCUACCUGAAGAACCUGAACAUGACCAAGAAGAAAGCGCGCAGCAUCCUGACUGGCAGGACCAGCACCAGCUCGCCCUUUGUGGUCCACGACAUGGACACGCUGUGGCAGGCUGAGAACGGGCUGGUGUGGAACCAGCUGAUCCACGGGGCGCCCCCCACCAAGGAGAUCGGGGUGCACGUGUUCUACCGCUGCCAGUGCACCACGGUGGAGACUGUGCGAGAGCUCACCGAGUUUGCCAAGAGCAUCCCGGGCUUCGUGGGGCUCUACCUCAACGACCAGGUGACGCUGCUCAAGUACGGCGUGCACGAGGCCAUCUUCUGCAUGCUGCCCUCCCUCAUGAACAAGGACGGGCUGCUGGUGGCCAAUGGCAAGGGCUUCGUGACGAGGGAGUUCCUGCGCAGCCUGCGCCGGCCGUUCAACGAGAUCAUGGAGCCCAAGUUUGAGUUCGCCGUCAAGUUCAACGCGCUGGAGCUCGACGACAGCGACCUGGCCCUCUUCGUGGCUGCCAUCAUCCUCUGCGGCGACCGACCUGGCCUGAUGAAUGUGAGGCAGGUGGAGGAGAUCCAGGAUAACAUCUUGCAGGCUCUGAACCGGCACCUGCAGGCCCACCACCCCGACUCGCUGUACCUCUUCCCCAAGCUGCUGCAGAAGAUGGCCGACCUGCGGCAGCUAGUGACUGAGAACGCACAGCUCGUUCAAAAAAUCAAAAAGACUGAGUCCGAGACCUCGCUACACCCGCUCCUGCAGGAGAUCUACAAAGACAUGUACUAGAAGAACGAAAAGAAGAAAAUCACAAACACAGAACUGUGAAUUUAUAUAGAUAGAUAUAGAUAUGUGGAUACAGCCAUUACACUGAAACAUCCCAAACCGUCAAACAGCAAGUAAGAGGUGCAGAUUCACUGCUGCUGCGACAAAAUACUUUUAGAAUUAUUAUUAUUAUUAUUAUUAUUAUUAUUAUUAUUAUUAUUAUUAUUAUUAUUAUUUUAACCAAUAAGGUUUAGGUGUUAAAUUGUGUCCAGACUAGCACAGCAAAAGUGUUCUGAUGUCCUUCAAGCUAAACAAAACAAAAUGGCCAUGAGCAGAAUUGAAAGGCUGGGGUAGCUUGGACAUUUCAGUCACCCUUUUAAGGGCCUGCUUUUAAUGCAUCUAGAAAUGUGUUCUGAGAGGUUUUGAAGGUUCUUAGCAAGGAGAGUGCAUUACAGUAUCAGUGUAAAGCUCCUGUAAUUAUGAGGUCGUUAUAAUGCCUUCAUUACAUGGCUGUAUCGCGAUAGUUCAACAAUAUCAAAUAACUCCUUUUAUAACACAUAUAUAGAUGCGUUUGUCACUGGGGUUAGGACUCUGUAAUGGUACGGGAUUGAGACCUGCCCCAUUAGACAGUGGAACCCCUCUCUAUUGCAGCCUCUGAUUUUAAGUGGGCUCCCUCUGUUCCAAAUUAAAAGAGACUGGUGUAGAGUGGUUGGUAAUGACAAGCCGGUUUUUCUGAAGAACUUACUGUAACAGUGGUUAUGGCUCUUUCGGUCCAUUCCAACCAGAUCCUUAAUGACAUCUUGGAACAGGGCUCUGGAAUGCUCAGUUGAAUAUUAAGGACAUGAUUGGAACAAGGUCCUGUGCUGGAAUGGAUCGAUAGAGUGCUAUACGUCGGGUUUCUCUUAUGACAGGCUGAACGGUCCGCCCCCUCCUUCCCUCCCCUCCUCAGCACUGGUGCAAGACGCUUUAGAAGCACAAAUACUGCGGUUUAAUCCAAGUUUACUUCAGAGUCAUUAGUUUACUGAUUUUAAUUUUUUUUUUGUAUUUAGUUGUUUUCAGCACAGGGUUGGAAGUGGGUUCUCAAAGUGGUGAAUUGGUCUUCUUUCAAGGCUGUCUGGGGCCAUCGUGCACUAGGGAUCUGGGAUCAAUCCGUGGCAUUUCAAAGGACUUGUGUUUAGGAAGUGAGCGUACACCUGUGAUUGUGUGACGAUUCCGUUUGAGUUCCCAUUCUGCUCCUGCCUUUCGGUCUUCCAGAUCAGCUUUGCGUUUGCUGGUUUCUUCCGCUCUCCAGAAGCCCUCGCUCGCUCCUUCCAGUGGACAGUGAGGCCUAGUGGAAAGCUGGGGACCGAAUUUCUAAAAACAUGAAGAACAAAAAAAGUUCCAAUGAACUGUAACGAAGCUUAAGAGAGAUCAUGAACUGACAAGACAGUAGAAUAACAUUUAGGUUUUUAAAUUGGUAAAGAAAGUGAUAUUUAUACAGUCCUUGCUGAUCAGCAGGCUCAACAUGUCAUGCAUCUGUGUGCAGGUAAAAAAAAAAAAAAAGUUUAUGGUUAGCCAAUGACUUUCACCUGGGACGAACCCUCAAAUGCAGUGUCUGCCCAACUAUAACGAGAUCAGACAGAGCUCAGAAGUCACAGUAAAGGUUAUGUCUGCUGGGUCUGACACUACCUGGCAGUAUUUUUUCAUUUGAGGAAAAAGGAAAAUUGAACAGGGAAAAAUAGAGUAAAACUGACUAACUAACUAGCCCAGAUCAUUGCCAGUCAAGGGCAGUCAGGUGACACAAGUGUGUCGUGGAUUGUCAAAAUGUAUUAUUUUUUUUUAGUUGUUUGUUUUAACUAACACUGCAGUGUACAAUUAAAACUACUGCAAAUGACAGAAUGAACAAAGUUACAAUCAGUCCAUUAGUAAAACUCUACUGCUUCACUCCCUUAAAUCUUACCUCUACAUUUCUGCCACCCUGGCCCAGGUUCAUGACAAAGUAAUAUGGUCUUGGUGUAUUGUUUUAAAUACACAGAUUUGUCUUAAAUAUACAGUAAGUCUAUUUAAUUGUAUACUGUUUUUGUAUGUGUGGUAAAUAACAAUGUAGGCUUGUGCUACAGUCUAUAGCAGGUUUGCUGUUUGAAUGUGUGUGCAGGGGAGAAUACCGAGCUAGACUGGUGUUGUGAAAUACAUACAAACGAAGCAGAAUUCCUGCUCUGCUACCGUGACUGAUUCCGACACUGAGCCCUGUAGCAUGCCCGUUCCAAAGGGUAACUAAACUAGCACAAGAACGCAUCUACUGAAGGUCAGCUGCAUGAAGAUAUUCGACUUGAGGGGUUCACAGAGUUUCACUCCGGCUGCUCGAUUUAAUAUAUAUAUAUAUAUAUAUAUAUAUAUAUAUAUAUAUAUAUAUAUAUAUAUAUAUAUAUAUAUAUAUAUAUAUAAUAUAUUAUCAGGGACGCUGCUGACAAUGUGUCUGUGGAAACUGGGUCUUGUCUAAUAAAGGAGCACUGUACAUGCAAACUGUGUAACCACAUUGAUAAAUGUAGAAACCUUUUCUUUUUGUGCCUGUGUAGACAAUGGGUUUUAUAAUGCUGUUCGGAUCAAGCUGUGUUAUAGCCCCUGCUCACAGCCACCCCAGUACAGUGUAAAAGGAUGCGUGCUUCACCGCUACCUUCUUUACUGGUGGCUGCACUCUGUACUGUACAGGUCAGCUGAGGUAAAGAGAAGGGAAGCAGUUGGAUGAAUUAGAAUUGAUCCCAAACCAUGAAAACGGUUUUGAAGUUGGCUAAAUUGAAGCCCACGAUUGUGGGGUUUAUUCAGAGCUUGCUUGGAGGGUUGCUGCGGACUGUGCAGCGGACGCACACAGUCGCCUGCAGUUGAGAAGCACUGUGUUAGCACAGGUGUGGCUUUUAGCCAGGACUGAAUGUGGAACAGUAAUAUAGUCCUAUGCUGAACAUGACUGCUGCAUACUUGGGGCCAUGCAGUGUGAUGCCAUAUCAAGCAUCCUCCUUGCAUGAAUUCAUAUUUUCCUAAAAUGUUUGUUUUCCCUAUGGAAACAUCAAUUGAAUUUGCAGAAUGUUACUCCGCAUCUCUGUAUAAUGGAAAGCCCAGCGACAGUUGGAAGAAAUUGGCUUCCUGUUUUUAAGAGUGCAGCUGAUUUUCUGUACUGUCUUCCUAUCCAGUGCCUACUUGUUGCAGUUGUAGAUGGACUUAAGACUCCACCUUCAACAGUUUGUGCCAUUCCAGGUUUUACUAAGCUCCAUGGGGCAGCUCUGAGCUUGCUACCUGUAUAAUGUGGCUCAGUGGAGUGGAUCAGACUGCUAUGCAGUGGGAGUCUUAUUUCCAUCCACGCUCAAUUGAAUAAGACUGAAACUUAAACAAAAAAAAAAAGACAUUUAGCAUGCUACAGUAACCUGACCAAUAGAGAGACAGGCUUCCAUGGGCAAUCGAACAUCCCAUAUCUUUAUUUUACAGAUGAAAGUGCAUUGUGAGCCUUGCCUUGUUCAUGUGAGCGUGGGGGGGUGAAGAGAAAGGACAGUGUAGAGUUAGACUGAGAUCACAGCAUCAGUACCACGCUUACAAACUGCUCUUGUGUUUUUCUUUUUUUUUUUUUUUAAAUAAUGAUUAUAAUAAUGUAAAUAUGAAGUGUUAUUGAGCAAACAUACACACUCCAUAAAACUGAGAACUAGAUAUUUUAAUUAAAAAAUCUACCUGAAUUUUA